This is a messenger RNA of Chaetomium globosum CBS 148.51, 417 nucleotides long. RefSeq lists its product as uncharacterized. NCBI's taxonomy places the organism in Eukaryota, Fungi, Ascomycota, Sordariomycetes, Sordariales, Chaetomiaceae. The transcript is spliced from 2 exons. The coding region runs from base 1 to 417 and encodes 138 amino acids. The record is from RefSeq and is a predicted model, not a curated record.
AUGGCACCAAGCACUCAAACAAUCCGCACAGGCCCACUCAAGGGAUUAAAGGCAGCAGAUGUAUUGACCCCCAUGCGUAUUUGUUUCCGGGUGCGCGUGGAAGAUGUUCCGGGCGCGCUGCCGGAUCGAUGCGUGAUUCUCGCCAACGACUUCUUGAACCGCAACUUUCAUCGCGACUUUGAUCGCGAGCGCGACUACGCGCACACCCCCGUCAACACUAGGAACGAAGGCAAAGCGUGGAUAAUUCUCGAUGUUAACAAGCACGUAGAACCGAAGCCAGAUCCGAGGACCGUGGAGCUCGUGACGCUCAGAGUCAAACGCGUCCAGGGUUCAUUGGAGUAUGGAACAGUGCAUUACGCCAACAUUCGAUCGUACACGUCUCUCUUCCCAUGGGGUGCCAGGCGAAUCAGAAUGUAG